AAUAGUCCCUCAAACGCACCUACUGAGAGGCGUUAGCACAGAAACAGAAGUUAACGGGUAGAGAAAGUUUAGCGCGCGGGGCAUAUUUCGGCAACAAAUAUUAAAAACAGCCAGUUUGGACUUUUAUCGGGACCAGAAAGAAAUUUUGAAGAUGCUUCAGUUUUCACUACAAACAGAGGGAACUACAGCUGAACCUCCAGCAGCUAACUGCUAAUGCUAACCACCCAUCCCCGCUUCCUCCUCUCCAUGCCGGCGGAGGUCUCCGCGGGGCUGCCAUGGCGAAGAUCCGGGUGUCGUAUGAGUACUCCGAGGCUGAGGACAAGAGCAUCCGGCUGGGUUUGUUCCUGAUCGCCUGCGGGAUCCUCAGCCUGUUCAUCCUGGGCUUCUGUUGGCUCAGUCCGACGCUGCAGAGUCUGCAGAGCAAGCCGGCCAACUGCACGGUGAGCCCGGCGGCGAGCUGCGCUACGCUCCGGUGGGGUCAGAACCGCGGACCGAACCCGCACCGAGCUGAAAUUAUACCGGUGGUGUCUGUGCUGCGUCCUGAGGAGAUGUUUGAGUGUGUUUUUACGUGCGGAACCGACUGUAAGGGAACGUCGCUGUAUCCCUGCCUGCAGAUCUUUGUCAACAACUCCGAGUCCAACUCUGUGGCGCUGCUGCACUUCGACGAACAGCAGCUGGUCCUCAAUCCAAAGUGCUCCUACGUCCCCCCCUGUGAGAGGGACAACCAGAAGAACAAAGACAACGUUCUGCUGUGGGAGGAUUACUUCACCAAAGAGGUCAGCAGCCAGUCCUUCACCUGCUUCUUCAACCAGCAGAGGAGGCCUGACGACGUGCUGUGGCAGCGUUCCCAUGACACCAGCGUCCUGCUGCACUGCGUCCUCUGGCCAAUGGUGUCUCUCCUUCUGGGCACGCUCAUUGUGCUGCUGACGGUUUGCGCUCGCUCCCUGGCCGUCAGAGCCGAGGCGCUGCAGAAGAGAAAAUUUUCCUACGAAGUUUGCCAGGACUUGUCCAUCACCACCUCUGAUCGCCGCGGCAACAAACCCGGGGACCUCCUGGCAACAAACUCUGACCCCGAGCUGUCGUCGCCAUCAAAGACCCUUCCUCUGUUUGCGGUGCCUGUGAGGCGGCGGGAUCGGGAACAUUAAGCCAGAGAGGAAAGUUGGUUUCUCAACUGGAGCCGCUGAUGGGAGACCGGACGCCGCAGAGAAGCGACGGCCGCGAUGAAGGACUGCUGAGAUCUUCAUCAGGAGGAAGAUGAGGGUAAAUCCACUCUGGUGUGUGUCGGGUUCACCUGAAACACUCUAGCAGAUUUUCUCAUUCAGCCUGAUCAGCAGAGGCUGAAUCCACCUCAACCGAUCCCACAUUUCAUCUGAAAUUAGAAAGUCUUCUGAAUUUCCUAUCAAAGCUUUUAUUUCUCACUUUUACGCUACAAAAACACAAAAAAUUACCAAGUAAUUUUGGUCUAGUUUCUAGUGAAAAUACCUUAGCACACUUGAAAGAAGACAAACUACCUUAAAAGUUACACACCGAAUUCCACAGCACAUCUACAUGUUAGGGUUUCAUAGUCAAGCUAGCAUAACUGAACUACUUUCCUCUCAUUUGCUAUUUUUUUUGUAAUCAAAACUGUUUCCUGACCUUGUUAUCUAGUUAUGAAUUAUUAAGAUUUAGUGCGAUAUAUUGAUCAAUUAACAGCUAAAACCAGUGGUAGUCAUAGUUUUUAGCUGUUAGAACCAAUAACUAGCAUUGGUUAGCAAGCAGCAUUUUGCCCUCCAGCCAGGAGAUGGUGUGGGAACUUUCGACGUCACGCUGGAAGGAGUCCGUAGUUUACUAAGAAGUUACUUUUAAGUUAGUUUUGCCUUAUUUCAAGUGCAGUAAGAUAUUUGCACUACAAACUAAACCAAAAAUACCUGGUAAGAUUUUGUGGUUUUGCAGUAUAUUACAUUUUUCUUUGUUAAAAGCGAAGAGUUUCUAUAUUUAAUCAUUAUUUUUGGGCAGGGUAAUUAAAGCAGGUGCGAUCAUUUAAAUAAAGAAAAAAAAACUCUCCUCCAUGUAUUUGCUGAGCUUUCACUUUGCACUUCCAGUAAUCCCCAAGAGAGCUUAUUAUAAAACAAGAAAGUGCUUCUUCUAGUCUGAUCUGGUAGAAUAUGCAAAACAACAACAGUAAAUCCUCCAAUCACAACCAAAGCAGAUCUCCAGCGCAGAUUAAUGUUUUCCUUCAUUGUUUAUCAGCAGCGCCGCUUUUCUUACAUUGUUCCACUUCAGAAAUCAGAAAGAACUUAUUUAUUUAUUUAAUCUUGAUUAAUCUUACUAUCAGUCUUGAUAAAACUGAAUCUUAGUUUUUUUUUGUUGACUUUUCAGAAAGAUGUACUGAUAAAAUUACACUUAAUAUUUAUUUCAUAAUCAAAAAUCUCUCAAGGUUUGUUUCCAUCGGCCUUUUAACAGCACAAUUUGACAUUUAAAACUAAAUUUGCCUAAUGGAAGUGUGGCAAGAACGUUUUUGUUUUUUAUUGCAGCUUUUUUAUUGUAUUUUCCUUCUAAAUCCCAGCAGCCAAAAUGUUUCAUUACACAUGUGAAGAUUAUUGGAUGUUUGGUUCCUGAUCAUCAUCCAUUACUCAGUAUUAAAGUUAUAUUUCGUGACUUUGCCAAAGCUUCCCUUCAUUUUAUAUUUUUUAUAAAAAUUGAAAACGGCUCGAUGAAUUAAAGCCCUAACUGUAAAAGCUCUGAGAACAUAAACAACCGAUGGAAGAUUAGCUUGCAGUUUUUAAUUAACUGAAGCUAUUUGAUUUUCCUUUGAUAAGAUUCAAAUAAAUUAUUUUUUUUUAUCCAAAUGUUUCUAAAUGCAUCUCUAAAUAUUGUUCACAGUUAGCUUACAUCAAUCAGAUCAAAGUUUAUAAAUAUUAACCACUAUAAAUCUACAUCCUGUUCAAAAAGAGAUCCAAUCAGAUUUCAUAAAUACUGAUCAGUUAGCUCAGAUCAGAUUUUAUAAAAUAUAGCUUAAAGAUCACAAAUGCUUAAAAGAAGGUUUAUAAAUUCAGGGAACAAUUUUCAGGAAGCUGCCAUGAUUCCAAUCAUCUUUAUUGAUGAACUUUCUCCUGCUGGUCACCUUCUGUAGAAACUCCUGAUGAAACUGUGAGGAUCAAACAUUUUCUGGUCGACAGUUUUAGAAACUCUGAUCUGGAAAACCCAGACAGAAAACUGAAUUUUCUCACCAGUUCUGGUUUAAAACUGGAAAACCAUCAGCUGAACUGGUUCACUAACUCCUCCUUUCCACUGAGCGGUACUUAGUACAAACCGGCUUCAAAAAAGUCAAACCAUCCUUUUGACAUCAGUUUUAUUUUAUUUUAUAAUUAAUUGAAAGGAAACUGCUCAUUUUUAAAAUGUCGUCAGGUUUCCAUACGGAGCGGGUCUGAAUGUAGCUUCAUGAAAACACUUAGUGCCUCCUCUUCCUCUGUGACUCCGGUGCCAUGCUGUCUUCCUAUCGCUUUUACUUCCCUUUUGGUUCUAAUUGUAAUUUCAUUUCCACAUUUCCUGUUUUCUAAUAUCUAUAUGUUUUUCCUUAGUCAGCCUGGAAGCUGAUGUGAUUAAAUAUAAUGUUUAUUUUAGGAGAGUUCAUUAUUAGUUUAUAGAUUAUCAGUUUCUAUCUUCCAUUAUGUCAGCAGAAAUACAGUUAAAUUGUUUGGUUGUGUCUCAAUCGUUAUAUUUAACUUAUUUUGUUCAAACUUAAACAAUUUAAUAGUUACAAUGAACCACUAAUAUAUUUCUAUGGAAAGCACUGACAUUUUACUAUUUUAGUAGUUAAAUCAGUGAGUUUAAUUCAUUUUCUCAUUAUCUACAAGUAACGUUUGUUAAUUAAAAUCCAUAAUUUUUCUCUUUGUUGAUCUAAAGAAAAUGUAGCUUCUCUGUAGCAUCAACUUUCCAAGCUUGUCAUGUUUCCAUCUGGGAUUAAUGAAGUUAGAUUUAAUAGUUAAAGCCAUAUGCUGAGCUGUAAACUGCUGUAGCAACAAAAAACAAAAAAAACAACAAAUCUUUGCAUUUAUUCAGAUUUUCUCUGUCAAAAUGUUGACUUUAUUUUUCCUGUGAAGUCAAUAGCUGAUGGUUGAGAUGAAUUAAAGUGUUUGUGUCGUUAUAAUGAGCGAGCAGCUUCGGAGCUUGGUGUCGUCCCGUCUGAACCUCAGCUCUGUACCAUGUGACCCAGGUAGCCGCUUCGCUUCGUGUUUCACUGAUGAACAUGAUGACUGCUGUGCCUGAUAGAGAUCUUUAAAUAAAAACUAACUUUAUCUGAAA
Molecule: messenger RNA, 4284 nt
Organism: Gambusia affinis (western mosquitofish)
Lineage: Eukaryota; Metazoa; Chordata; Actinopteri; Cyprinodontiformes; Poeciliidae
Product: calcium-activated potassium channel subunit beta-4-like
Exons: 5
Coding region: 276-1145 (289 amino acids)
Biological process (GO): detection of calcium ion; potassium ion transport
Cellular component (GO): membrane; voltage-gated potassium channel complex
Molecular function (GO): potassium channel regulator activity; calcium-activated potassium channel activity
Source: RefSeq, a predicted model, not a curated record